AUGGACCAUGUGCUGAGCGUCACCGACCGCUACGUCCUCACGCCGUUCGUGUACCCGGCCUCGUGGCCCGAGGACGAGCCGCUGCGUCAAAUCAUCAGCCUGCUGCUGGUGACCAACCUGGGAGCUCAACUCCUCUACCUCGGCUUCGGAGCUCUGAGCUUUUAUUUCGUCUUCGACCACAAACUCAUGAAACAUCCACAGUUCAUGAAGAACCAGGUGCGAAGAGAGAUCAAACUGGGAACCGUCUCCAUCUUCUGGAUGAGCUUCCCCACGGUGGCCUUGUUCUUCUCUGAGAUCAGAGGAUACAGCAAACUUCAUGACAACGUCGGAGAGUCUGCCUCGGGCUGGCCCGGGCUGCUGCUGGGCAUCGCUGGCUUCCUCUUCUUCACUGACAUGUGUAUCUACUGGAUCCACCGCUCCAUGCAUCAUAAGAGCAUUUACAAGCACUUGCAUAAGCAGCAUCAUAUAUUUAAGAUCCCCACGCCGUUUGCCAGCCACGCCUUCCACCCAGUCGAUGGUUUUCUGCAGAGUCUACCCUACCACGUCUACCCUUUCCUCUUCCCCCUGCACAAGGUAGUGUACCUCUCCCUCUUCGUCUUCGUCAACAUCUGGACCAUUUCCAUACAUGACGGGGAUUUCCGCCUCCCUGGCCCCCUGGUCCAGGUGAUCAACGGCGCCGCCCACCACGUGGACCAUCACCUCUUCUUUAACUACAACUACGGUCAAUACUUCACGCUGUGGGACCGUCUGGGCGGCUCGUACCGACAGCCGUCAGCCCUGCUGGGGAAGGGGCCGCACGACCUCGUCCGCAAGCUGACGUCUGAGGCAGCAGAGACAGAGUGA
This is a messenger RNA of Myripristis murdjan (pinecone soldierfish), 843 nucleotides long. Its product is annotated as lathosterol oxidase-like. Bases 1 to 843 code for a protein of 280 amino acids. Gene Ontology annotation, biological process: lipid biosynthetic process. NCBI's taxonomy places the organism in Eukaryota, Metazoa, Chordata, Actinopteri, Holocentriformes, Holocentridae. Gene Ontology annotation, molecular function: iron ion binding; oxidoreductase activity. The record is from RefSeq and is a predicted model, not a curated record. The transcript has 5 exons.